Messenger RNA from Drosophila virilis, 631 nucleotides. It is a transcript of the gene ave, whose product is annotated as Protein aveugle. The record is from RefSeq and is a predicted model, not a curated record. Gene Ontology annotation, biological process: cell surface receptor protein tyrosine kinase signaling pathway. Gene Ontology annotation, cellular component: cytoplasmic side of plasma membrane. Gene Ontology annotation, molecular function: protein binding. Lineage: Eukaryota; Metazoa; Arthropoda; Insecta; Diptera; Drosophilidae.
GAAAAUGGAAAAGUGUAGAAGUUGGUUUGCUGCCUGUCGUGGGUAGGAAGCAAAAGGAUUCGCUGGGUCAACAGGUAUUGCCCACCAAUUUUAAAAGCAAACACAAUGGGUGAGGAAAUGGCCAACUCAACACAAAACAAGGCGCGAGCCAAAACAACGCGACCCAAAGCUGUUUACCAGUGGACCGUGGAUGACGUACAGAAAUGGUACCUUCGGCAUUGUGGCGAAUACAAAUCGUAUGUGGAGCUAUUUCGAGUUCACGACAUUACGGGUCGAGCCCUGCUCCGCAUCACAGAUUCCUCGCUCCAACGUAUGGGCGUAACUGACAAUCGAGACCGCGAGGCCAUUUGGCGUGAGAUUGUGAAGCAAAGGCUAAAAACGGAUAUUAUGGAAAUCCGCGAUAUGGAACGCGUCAACAUUCACUAGGACAACUGGAAUAGAAGCCAACAUAUGGUAAGCAUUUACCCUGAACAUAACGCCACGUGAUCACAAUGUGAGCAUAAGCAGAGGGCAACGUUGGACAAUAUCCGCGAGUUUUUCAGUGCUUUUCAGCUUGAAGGAUCUUAAAUACUUCAAAUGCGCAAUGCAGCAAUUAUUUGAAUAGCAAUAAACAUUUGAAUUGCAUAGUUUA